Acipenser ruthenus (sterlet) is the source of this 1216-nucleotide messenger RNA. Its product is annotated as U6 snRNA-associated Sm-like protein LSm7. Gene Ontology annotation, cellular component: U2-type prespliceosome; spliceosomal tri-snRNP complex; Lsm1-7-Pat1 complex. The coding region runs from base 86 to 397 and encodes 103 amino acids. The transcript is spliced from 4 exons. Lineage: Eukaryota; Metazoa; Chordata; Actinopteri; Acipenseriformes; Acipenseridae. Gene Ontology annotation, molecular function: RNA binding. Gene Ontology annotation, biological process: mRNA splicing, via spliceosome; nuclear-transcribed mRNA catabolic process. The record is from RefSeq and is a predicted model, not a curated record.
UAUGUUUACAGUAGUUAUAAACAAGAUUUCCCUUGCCUGAGGUCAAAGUUGUGAGGCUGAAGGGAGGAGUUUAGAGGGUUGAAACAUGGCGGACAAAGAGAAGAAGAAGAAGGAGAGUAUAUUUGACUUGUCGAAAUACAUCGAUAAGACCAUUCGAGUGAAGUUUCAGGGUGGGCGAGAAGCCAGUGGGAUCCUGAAAGGUUUUGACCCCCUGUUGAACCUGGUGCUGGAUGGCACUAUUGAGUACAUGAGAGACCCUGAUGAUCAGUUCAAGCUGACCGAGGACACCAGGCAGCUGGGGCUGGUGGUGUGCAGAGGGACCUCUGUGGUGCUCAUCAGCCCUCACGAUGGCAUGGAGGCAAUUCCUAACCCCUUCGUUCAGCAGCAGGACGGUUAGCGGGUGUGUGGAGCCACCCCUGUCCCAGCGAUCACGGCAGAGUGUAACAUUCCGGCAAAAAACAUCUCCCUCUUUUCUCACUAGUUAUCAUCCAGGGAUAUCAACCAACCAAAUCCAAUGAACACCUAGUGUUCCUUCACAAAAUCCCUUAUUGUAUUCCAUCCUGGUAAACACAGUGUUCCCUGGAUUUCAGUCCCAAAGGGAGACCUGCUCUUCAGUGUGCUAAAACCGGAUAUCCAAUAGACAUGCGUAAAGCGGUCCUGGGGAAAUUAUGUCCAGUUUUCCAGUUCGAGUCUAAACUGCUUUAAAUCUCCCAUCUUUAAACCCAAGUAAAAUAGACUUAAAACGCUGCCCUUUCCAUCAACCUUUUGUUAUUUGUUUUUUAGUUUUUUCUCAUCAGAUAUUUGUGCAUUUAGAUCUACAUACCCCAAGGGAUCUCUUGGAUGGUGGGAGCAAAAUCCUAUAGCAAUACCUGUAAAGAAUUGUAUUUUUUGUAGUUUACACCCCUGGUGAUUUUUGCUUGAUGAUGUGGAGGUGAGCUGGCGAAUAACCAUGUAGAUACGCGUGCAGUUACGUUGGGUUUACAAGAGAACUCGUUAAGCGUGGUAUAAAUAUUUGAAUACAAGGCUUCAGUUAUGUGUGGGCAGGCUCGGCUGGCAGACCGUGUGUUUAGUUUGUGAUUGCUGACGGAAGCAAAAUUGAAAAGGGUUAUCGUUUGCACAGUCUGCUUGAGCCCAGUGAGAAUUUUUUUUUGAACUAUUUUAGUUGUUUCAAUAUUUUGUAAAGAAACUGGACUCUUCAAUAAAAUAAAUAAAUACA